AUGACCUCUCUGGCGGAGCAAUUCCUAGACGACGUAGAAUCGUCCGAGAGCGAAGACGAGCAAUUGAAAGAAGAAAAAAAUGGCGAACGUGAAGUGCAAAGAAAGGAGUCGAAGAGCAAUGAUGACGAAAUGGCUAUUGACGCAGAGCGUCCGGCAGAGGGAAUCUUGUCGCUUGAAGCUCGAGUCGCAUUUGUUCUGAAGCAUAUUGAAGAAAUUCGAUCGGGUCUGCGCGUCCCAGAUAUCUCCACUGGCACAAGCGGCCAAAAUACUGAUGAUGAAGAAUACACUUUGGUGGGAAACUGCAUGGAAAUUGCCGCAGACAUAGACGAAGAAAUUCGUUCCUUACACGGCCAGCUUGUGGAGGCGUUCUCCCCAAAUUUUCCAGAGCUACAGACCCUUAUUUUCAAUCCCCUUGACUAUGCGCGAGUGGCCUUGCUUGCUGGAAAUGUGGACGACUUGAAGAAAGUGGAUUUGCGAAAGAUCUUACCAUCAGGAAGUGUUAUCGCUGUACAGGUAACCGCAGCAUCUUCUGCUAGAAGGGCACUCACGCAAGAAGAGCUGAAUCGGGUGAAACAGCAGUGCAGUGAAUUGAUUUCGCUCGACGAAUCGAAGCUAAAGAUUUUGGACUAUGUGGAGAGUCGGGCGAGCUACAUGGCCCCAAACCUGGUGGAAGUAGUGGGAGGCGCUGUCGCUGCAAAGUUAAUGGGAAUUGCCGGCGGCUUGCGCGAAUUAGCGUACAUGCCGAGUUCCAAUGUGAAAGUGCUCGGCAAGGGGAAAAAAACUUUGCAAGGCACAUCGUCCGCUACCACCAAGCUACAUGAAGGGGUGAUAUAUACAUGCCCUCUCGUUAUAAAUCUUCCCAAACAGUACAGGUCGAAGGCAGGAGACGUCCUAACGGGAAAGGCCUCUCUUGCGGCGAGGGUCGAUGCCUGCCGCGAACAACUAGAUGGAAAUGUGGGUCGCAAGCUUCGGGAAAAGUUGGAAGAAAAAUUCCUGAAGUGGCAGGAGCCGCCACCAGCUAAAACGUUAAAACCUUUACCAAUACCCGGGGAUGAGGCAAAGAGGAAACACCGCGGAGGAAAACGAGCCAGACGAGAAAAAGAGCGCCUUGGUAUCACGGAUAUUCGAAGGCUAGCCAAUCGGGUCAAGUUUGGCCAACAAGAGGAGGUGGUGGGGAAUGACUUGGAGAACGAAGGCUUCGGAAUGCUCGGUGCGGAAGGUUCAAAGCGAUUGCGAAUCCAGUCGAAAAAGACAGAUUCAGUUUCGAUUGCAGCCAAGAGGCGAUUGGCGAAGCAGAAAGGUCGGAACGGAAUCAGUGAAGCCGCGGCUUUGGGAAUAACCACAAAUUUAGCGGACGGUAUUGAGCUCGGCGCGAUAACCCCAGCCCCUGGUGGUGUGGGAUUGGGAUCUAUGAAUACGAAUGCGGCGAAGAGUGAAACCAACUACUUCUCACCAUCAACGCGUUUCAUGCAGGUCAAGAAAGAAGAGUAA
Molecule: messenger RNA, 1491 nt
Organism: Chondrus crispus (carragheen)
Lineage: Eukaryota; Rhodophyta; Florideophyceae; Gigartinales; Gigartinaceae
Product: U4/U6 small nuclear ribonucleoprotein Prp31, putative
Exons: 1
Coding region: 1-1491 (496 amino acids)
Biological process (GO): mRNA splicing, via spliceosome; spliceosomal tri-snRNP complex assembly
Cellular component (GO): U4 snRNP; precatalytic spliceosome; U4/U6 x U5 tri-snRNP complex
Source: RefSeq, a predicted model, not a curated record